AUGGAGACAGAUCCAAAUUACUACUUCUAUAACGACUUUUAUAGUGAACCGAAUUCAACAUCUCAGUUCCCUUUUUACAUCGUACCAUUUGUGCCAUCUUCAGAUGAAUCACAAUCACAACUAGUUUCAUCGUCGUUAUCAUCAUCGUCGUCAUCAUCGACAUCCCUCCACCUCACCUCCCUACAACCACUCACCAACUCUAGCAGCAGUCCUCCCCACGGACCAACACUCCUCUACUCCACAGGGGUCACCAUCUUGUUAGGCUCCAUCGCGGCUCUCCUCUGCAUCGUUACCAUUUCCGGGAACGCCAUUGUUGUUCUUUCUUUCUUUUUAGAACAAUCUAUCCGCCAGCCAACAAAUUAUUUCAUAGCAUCGCUAGCAGUUAGCGAUCUGUUUAUUGGGGCAGUCUCCAUGCCCCUCUACACCGUGUACCUACUGGCCGAUCAGUAUUGGCCUCUCAGCGAGUUCCUUUGUAAUGUGUGGCUUACUGUUGAUUAUACUGCUUGCCUCUGCUCCAUUUACACAGUAUUCUGCAUUACGGUUGAUAGAUAUUGCUCAGUUAAAAUUCCCGCUAAAUACCGUGUGUGGCGUACUAAAAAAAAAGUUUUGGUUGCAAUUGCUUGUAUCUGGAUUAUAUCUGUAGCUCUUUUUUUCUCUUCCAUAUUCGUGUGGCAAAUGUGGAUAAGUGAUUAUAAACCUGAGCCUGGCAAAUGUUAUGUCUUCUAUCUGGAAGAUGCUCUCUUCAACUGUUCUUUGCAAAUUGGAUACUUUUGGAUCACUCUGAUAGCCACAGUCGCAUUGUACAUUGCCAUCUAUCGCGUGGCUCUGGGCUUGCAGAAAAAAACUGACGCUAAAAACAAAAGAACGGAAGCAGUGGUAUCGCAUUUUAAAACAAACAAGCCAACAAAAACAGCGACCCCUGAAUUAACAUCAGAAACGACCUUACCUGCAGUGACGUCAUCCGCAUUAUCCGUAUCAUUUCAACUGUCAACCUCGCUUCCGGCAACAACAACGCUAUCAACAACAUCAACGUUCACAACGACAACCACCACAACAAAAUUACCAUCAACGACCUCACCUAUGACAGCAGCCUCGAACGAAAAGACCAUCUCAACGGCUAGCCCGACAAAGUUAGAUAGAGAAGAAUUUUCAAUCAAAUCUGACCAGCCUUCCACACCUACUACCAAUCACCACCAUUUCCUUUUCCACGCUCCUCUCUCAACUCCAUUUCUUCCAAACUUCAUCAAAGCUCCAAUUUUCGAUCGACAGAGUAGCCACGGUGCCAACAACAACGGAAACAAGAAGUUCCAGUCAACGCAAUCGUCACAGUCAGGGAUGUUGGCGGCCCAGCAAAAAACCAAAAGAGCGAACAGGGCACGUAAGGCCCUACGAACCAUCACCAUCAUUUUAGGGGCGUUCGUCGUGUGCUGGAUACCCUGGCACGUGCUAUCGAUGAUUAUGGGCUUCUGUCCAAAGAACUCAGUCUGUGUAGCCCCAAUGCUGUACGACAUUUCCUACUGGUUGUGCUACCUGAACAGUCCCAUCAACCCUUUCUGUUAUGCUCUCGCCAACGAGCAGUUUAAACGAACUUUUGCAAGAAUUUUAAAAUUUGACUGGCAUCGCAUUUAAGAAUGGUUCAACUGUUAUUUUAUCUCAUUUAUUAAUUUGUCGCUAAUUUUAUAAUCUUCAACAUUGUUUCCAUAUUAACUUUUAUUACAACGUAUCACUUAACCAUCAUCAAUGCCUUCUCACAUCCAUACAUUUUCACCGGUAACAAAAAAUGACAAGUUAUAAUUAUUUGGAAGGGUAUUUUAAAACAUUUUUCAACGUAAUAAUUUUUUUUCGGUUUUAUGUAACCAAAAAAGUCUAAAACGGUUUAUAUUUUGCAACAGAAUAUGCUUAACUCAAGCUUUCAUCAUUUUAAACUAAAUUUAUAAUCAUUCAAAAUACCAGCAUCAAUAAAACAUUUGUUUUCAUUCAUUUUUAAAUAUAAUGUACAUACAAUUUUACUUGAAA
Messenger RNA from Helobdella robusta, 2016 nucleotides. RefSeq lists its product as hypothetical. The record is from RefSeq and is a predicted model, not a curated record. Gene Ontology annotation, cellular component: plasma membrane. Lineage: Eukaryota; Metazoa; Annelida; Clitellata; Rhynchobdellida; Glossiphoniidae. Gene Ontology annotation, biological process: adenylate cyclase-activating adrenergic receptor signaling pathway. Gene Ontology annotation, molecular function: G protein-coupled acetylcholine receptor activity. The transcript is spliced from 2 exons. Bases 1 to 1629 code for a protein of 542 amino acids.